AUGAAACGAUAUGCGGAUGAUACGCCGGCACUCCUCGAGCGCUCGUGGAGGGUCGCGAGUGGCAAGGAGAGGCAGGAAAUCAACGAAGCCAGCAGGCAAACUGGCGGCACCGAUGGCGGCACCGAUGGCGGCGGCGAGACAUCAUCGGCAGGAGCGCUUGAAUAUCGAAACAGGUCGGUCGAAUGA
Drechmeria coniospora is the source of this 186-nucleotide messenger RNA. RefSeq lists its product as uncharacterized. The record is from RefSeq and is a predicted model, not a curated record. Bases 1 to 186 code for a protein of 61 amino acids. Lineage: Eukaryota; Fungi; Ascomycota; Sordariomycetes; Hypocreales; Ophiocordycipitaceae. The transcript has a single exon.